Astyanax mexicanus (Mexican tetra) is the source of this 2486-nucleotide messenger RNA. RefSeq names its product transmembrane serine protease 13b (gene tmprss13b). Gene Ontology annotation, biological process: proteolysis. The transcript is spliced from 13 exons. Gene Ontology annotation, molecular function: serine-type endopeptidase activity; protein binding. Bases 168 to 1655 code for a protein of 495 amino acids. The record is from RefSeq and is a predicted model, not a curated record. NCBI's taxonomy places the organism in Eukaryota, Metazoa, Chordata, Actinopteri, Characiformes, Acestrorhamphidae. Gene Ontology annotation, cellular component: membrane.
UGUCUGAUGAGGGUUAUUAGAGAAAUAUUGGCUGCGGGUGAUGAUAACGAGAACGGGUGACAUUGGGGAGAAAACUGAGAGAGUGAGUGUCUAAGAGAGAACACCUCAAAUUUUUAUACUUUCAGAAAACCAGCUUCUGUUUUCAUUACUAUUCACCUCAAUCACUGAUGGAGAACACUCAGGCCAGCGUACAGUGUGAUGAAAACCCUCCUCCAUAUUACUCCGUGGUGAAGCCAAAUGAUCCCCCACCUCCCUAUGUGUGCACCCAGCCGCUGCCCAGUGCCCUGCCCAUCAUCCCCUACUACAUCCACCGUCCUUUACCCCCAAUACAUACAUCUCAAACAUCGUUCCCUGUUAUUGCUACAACAAAUAGCAUUGAGCCAGAAGAGCUGCCUCAGACCAGGCUAGUGGUGACACGAAACAAAAAAGCUUGUUGUUACAGAGGAUCAGGAGGCUCCGCCCUUCUCUUGGUUCUGAUUGGAAUUGCCGUCUGGCUGGGAGUGAAGUAUGGAGCAUCAUUGGUGUUCAAGGGUUCAGGGACGGACACUUGCCCAUCCUCAACUGUUGUCUGUGAUGGACACACUGACUGCAAGAGGGGGAGUGACGAGUCGACCUGUGUAAGGUUUGGAGCGCAGAAUGAACUGCAGGUCAUGACGUCCAACUCCGGACAGUUCCUUCCUGUCUGUUCUGCGGGGUGGAGUCAGAGUCUGGCAGACCAAACAUGUCGGCAGCUCGGCUUCAGAGAGAGUUUUCACUAUGGAUCCUUGCCAUCAACCUCCCCUUCAUUUCUCUCUGUGAGCACUCAGUCUGCAAACAACAUACAGGGAAGACUCAGAGUCACUUCAUCCUGUCCUGGUCAGGAGGCGACAUCGCUUCAGUGCAGUGACUGUGGGCUUCCACUGUCCUCCUCUAAGAUUAUAGGGGGUCAUGUGGCAGGUCUGGGUCAGUGGCCGUGGCAGGCCAGCCUGCACUUUAUGGGUUCUCACACCUGCGGUGGGUCUCUGGUCGCACAGGACUUCAUACUGACCGCUGCACACUGCUUUCCCAAAGACUCCGCCUCUUGGCAGUUGCCUAGUAACUGGCGAGUGUAUUUGGGUGUGGAGUCACAGUAUAACCUGCCCUCGCCGAACACCGUCGCUCAGAUCAUCCUCCACGAAAAGUACAACUCCCAGACCAACGACUACGAUAUUGCCCUGCUGAAACUCAGCCAGCCUGUCACCCUAUCCAGUACAGUCCAGCCUGUGUGUCUUCCCAUGUUCGACAAGACUGUCAUUGCAGAUACACAGUGCUGGACAUCUGGUUUUGGCAGCAUGACUGAAGGGGCAGCCCUUGGUUCCAGUAGGCUGAUGGAGGUGGCAGUAGAUAUAAUUGACUCAUCAGUGUGUAACAGUGCAGAUGUCUAUAAUGGGCAGAUCACUGAGAACAUGCUGUGUGCAGGAGAUCUAAGUGGGGGGAGAGACUCCUGUCAGGGGGACAGUGGUGGUCCGCUGGUGUGCCAGGAUGAUGAUGGACGCUGGUAUCUUACCGGGGUGACCAGCUGGGGUGCGGGCUGUGGCCGAAAGAACAGACCAGGUGUUUACAGCAACGUACACAGUCUGCUAACAUGGAUACACAGCAAGAUGGAGCAAGAGGGUCCUGACCAUGCAACACUCUGAAUGUACUUUGCAACACAUCUGAAGGAAGCUCCUGCCCCGGAGGCAUCACAACUAAUCACAUUUGUCUGACUUCCAUCUGUUUGGCCUGAUUUGGUUCCUGUUGCUUUUAAGAAAAUCAAAUCCAUUCAUCUGUACAGAUAAUUUGCACUCAUUUUCUUUAAUUGUAGAAAUACAUUCUGUGUUUGUUGUAUUUAUUUGUUGUUUUGUUUUUGCUCGUGCAGUACCUGAUGUGAAUGUCCUGCAAGUUCAAAUGGUUUUCUUUUCACAAACACUUGGCGAAUGUCUGAUUGAGAUUUGUUCACAAUAUUUGUUGGUUGUUGUUGAAUAUGGUUGUAAGCCAAAAAAAAAGCAAAAGAAAGCCUUGUAGGACUAAAAUAGUUAAGAUACACAUCAGAUGUUACCUCAGUAAGUUAUCUUGUAAUUUAUCUUGUGAGUGAGACUGGCUUCUACCAACAUCUUCAAUCAGAUCAAUUGUUUUGUUACUGAGCUAUAAAACUGGUUUUGAUCAUUUUAUUGCUGUUUAAUAUUCUUUUGGUUUAUUUUGAAAGAUACCUGUGCCAUUAGAUUAUUAUUGUCUGUCUGCCAAAAAACAUGAUCUUGUAACUUGGUGAUCCACACACUUCAUUAAUCAAGAGCAAACCGAACAAAUGUCUGGAAAUUAAAUGAGAGAUUUCUCCAAUGUCCUAUCUAACAAUGAUCUAAUGAUCUGCAGCUGAUGUGUUGUACUCCCAUCCCUCAAAACAUGGAAAAAAAUCUAUUUUUUUAACAUAUUAUACUACUGUAUAAAUAAAUAAUUAAACCUUAUCUGUAAAAGGUUUUCAUUCCAACUUA